AUGCCACAAGCUCGUCGCAAAACUCCCUUCAGUGGGAAAGCAAAAAAACAGCAGAUCCAGAACAAAAAGCAGAAUAAAACAUUGCUACUGUCAUCGUCAGCAAACACAGAAAAUUAUGAUGUAUUGGCAGUCAACUAUCAACCGAACCGAGCUCAGGGCCGCGGUGAAUCUAACCGCUACGCCCUCAAAUUCUACAGGGAAAGUGAUGCUGAAGUGAAAAUUAAAAAGGAGGAAGCAUUGAAAGAGAUCAUUCCCGUGAGCCUCAAACAGAUGGAGAUAGAUCCGACCGAUUUCUUCCCUUCGGAGCUAUCGUUUCCCAAAAGACCGCCGUGGGACUUCGACAUGACUCCCGCCCAACUCGACGCACAGGAACAGAGGUAUUUCAGAGAAUACGUAAGCGGCAUUCAGUCGUCUCCCCUCUGGAAGGAAAUGUCUUACUUUGAGCUGAACCUGGAGACUUGGCGGCAGCUCUGGCGCGUCUUGGAGAUGUGCGACGUUCUCUUGCUCAUCGUCGACGUCAGAUUUGCGGGCAUGAUGUUUCCGCCGUCUCUAUACGAAUUCAUAGUGAAGGAAGAAAAGAAGGAUAUGAUCCUGGUCCUGAACAAAAUAGAUUUGGUGCCUCCGGUGGUGGUGGCCGCCUGGAAGCGUUUCCUCACCGCCGCUUAUCCCGGAUUACGAGUCGUCUAUUUCACUUCGUGUCCCGGGUACAACCUCGUCGGAGCCAGCGCUGAUAAAGCAGGUCUCCUAGUGCGCAGACGCAAAGGGCGGCAACGCAUGUGCGCAGAGGGCGCCACGCAGAUUUUGGAGGCUUGCAAGGAUAUCGUCCAGGGAGCGGUGGAUCUCUCCUCUUGGGAGAAGAAGAUAAAAGAAGAGACCGAUUUAGAGUUUGAAGAAGACGAGACCGAAGUCGGCGAGAGCAUCGUGCAGAAGGCGGACACGUCGUUCUUCAGGCACGAGAGGUUCAAGGGCGGGGUGUUGACGCUGGGGUGCGUGGGCCAGCCCAACGUGGGCAAGUCCUCCCUCAUGAACGCCAUCAUGGGCAAGAAGGUCGUCAGCGUGUCGCGCACUCCGGGUCACACCAAACACUUCCAGACCAUCUUCCUCACGCCGCAGAUCCGUCUGUGCGACUGUCCCGGCCUAGUGUUCCCGUCGAAGGUUCCCCGGUCCAUACAAAUCCUGAUGGGCUCGUAUCCCAUCGCCCAGCUGCGGGAGCCUUACACCACUAUCAGAUACCUCGCCGAGCGGCUGGAGCUGCCUCGUCUGCUGCGCAUCGACCACCCGGAGAACGACGACUCCUGGUCCCCUAGAGACGUCUGCGACGGAUGGGCCAAGAAGAGAGGCUACCUCACCGCCAAGGCUGCCAGACUGGACACGUACCGAGCGGCCAACGCCCUCCUCCGAAUGGCCUUGGACGGGAAAAUAUGUCUCUGGCUGCCGCCUCCCGGCUUCACCGACGAUAGAGAAAAGUUAGAGAGCUGCGAGGAGAUGAAAUACAUAAAGUGGGUCCAAGCGUUGAGCGGCGAUAUUGUCGCGGAGUCCUCGGCCGACAGCGAAACGGAGAAGCAGAGCGACGGCGAGGAAGAGAGCGAGAGUGAGUCGGGGGAGGAGACCACGAGAAUCGCCAAUAAGUUCGCGGCUCUGGCCAACGAGUAG
This is a messenger RNA of Pieris macdunnoughi, 1653 nucleotides long. The record is from the annotation of a GenBank genome assembly. Lineage: Eukaryota; Metazoa; Arthropoda; Insecta; Lepidoptera; Pieridae.